Messenger RNA from Schizosaccharomyces cryophilus OY26, 4532 nucleotides. Its product is annotated as meiotically upregulated Mug46. The record is from RefSeq and is a predicted model, not a curated record. Lineage: Eukaryota; Fungi; Ascomycota; Schizosaccharomycetes; Schizosaccharomycetales; Schizosaccharomycetaceae. The transcript has a single exon. Bases 3349 to 4281 code for a protein of 310 amino acids.
GGCAGGGUUCAUAUUUUAACACCUCCAUGUAAAUAUGGCCCUUCCACGUCUAGCUAUUUUAAUUUACUGAGAAGUUUCUUUUAGAAAUAUACUUUGUGCGUUACUAUCGGACACUUUACUUUCUUAUGAGAAAUAAUCCAAUUAUACUAUAAACAAAGGACUAUUUUUGCUCAGGAGCUUAGUUAGGGUUUAAAUACUGAACAAAAAAGAGGAUAUGCAUCUAUUUAAGGUUUUCAUGCACACCUUGGUUUUUACAUCUUUACCCUAGUCCGAAUCUGAAUAGCUUUAACCAAGUAACCCAAAGAACGAAAAGAAAGUAAUAGAGGUCUUGCCUCAUACAAAAUUAGUCUCAAAGACCAACAGGAUUCGUAACCUGCUCAGGGUGGUUCUGCCGGCUUGUCACUGAAUUCUCACCAGAAUAAAUGUUGGGUCCAUGCUGGACGUAUUCAUUAAAUUGAGCUCUUGGUCCACGAGGUUUUUCCAUUUCACUUUUAUCAACCUCUUCACGAUUACGCUUAUAAGAACCACUUUGCCAAGGCUUAAUGGAAGACAUGUAUAACUGGUUGAUUUCUUCCAACGUAAGACCCUUAGUUUCCUUGGCAAAGAGGAAAAUAACGAUCGCAGCCGCCAAGUUACAAGACGCAAAAACAUAACCGUAUUUGAAGCCAAUAGAGUUGCUAAUGAAUGGUGUAAAAAAGGAAAUCAAAAAGUUAAAAAACCAAUUGCUUGCCGUAGCUACGCCAGCGCAUUUGGAACGGUAACGAAUGGGAUACGACUCACCAACAAUAACGUAAGCAGCAGGGGCCCAAGUUUGAGCAAAAGAGAAAAUGAAGAGACAAGAAAAGACAAUCAUAACGGCUCCACAUCGAUGAUUAGAGGUCCCGUUAGGGCGGUACAAGGCACGAUCACCAACGGAGGCGUAGAUGAAAAAGCAAAUGGACUGCCAAACACCACCAAUAAUCAGAGGCAUACGACGUCCAAAGUACUCAAGAACGAAAAUAGCACCGAAGGUGCAGCCAAAAUUGACGGCGUCAAGAAUCAAAGCAGCCAAGAAAGGAGAGUUUAAACCGGUGCCACGGAACACUUGAGUACCAUAGUAGAAGAAGUAGUUGUUACCAGUAAGUUGUUGGAAAGCCAUAACUGCCAUGCCCAGAAAUGUACGGUAGCGGACUGGAUUUUGAAAAAUUUCUAUCCAUCUACAGGGACCACCUGCUGUUUCAGCUUCCACAUCAGCUUGGAUAGCAUUAUACUCUUUCUGCAUUAAAGGAUGGUCAGGAGUAAGUCCAGAGUUACGACAUAAGAUCUGCAUACAUUCUUCGUUGCGCCCUCUAGUUGCCAAGAAGCGUGGAGAUUCUUUUAAGAAAAUCAUACCGAAAAACAUCAAUAUACCCCACAACAAAUUAAUUCCGAUUGGGAUGCGCCAUUGAGCAGUUGCAUGACGCUUUUGUGUGCCAAUGUUGAUACAAGCAGCAAUGAAAAUACCUAAAGUAAUGAAAAGUUGGUAAGUGGUUACAAUAGAACCACGUAUUUGUGGAGGAGCAGACUCAGACUGGUAUCCAGGGGCAAUGACAGACAAAGCACCAAUACCAAGACCAGUCCAAAUUUUUGCGACCAUGAAUUGGACCCAAGAAGGGACCGUGGUGAGUUGAACAAUGAUACCGGUAAUGUAAACCAGAGCCCAACCCAUGAUGCAUUUUUUUUUACCAAAACGAUCAGCCAAAGGAGAAGAAAGUAAACAACCGAUUGUUGUACCGACGUUUACCAUACCAACCAAAAGACCUUGACGGGCUGAAGAAUAUGAAUAUGUAUUGGCAACCGGAUCAUACCGAUCUGCGUAACGUGACUGGAAAUCUCUCAUAUUUGUAAUACCGCCGAUGGAACCUGUGUCAGCACCGAACAUCCAACCGGCCAUGGACACGAAGACCAACAUCAAAGUUGUGAUUGUUUUUCCCAUCUUGAGAGAUAUUGAGUAAAAGUCCCACUAGGAAAAUAAACCACUGAUUUUUUAUAAGAUAUAAUAUUGUGACUUAAGGAAUAGAAGAAGUCGACGGAUUUAUUAAUGCUGCUUUGGAUAAUAUACCUUAGAUGCCAAUUGGUAGAUAACGAUUGCUUAUAUACACAAACCUUCAAUGUAAACAAACAAAAGCGCAACCAAUUACAUGUAUAUUGAUGUUUACCGAAGUUUAUCGUGGAGGGAAGGAAUUCUUUUUUUUUUAACAAACGACCGAAAUAAACAAUUAAUGAGAGCGCUAUUUCGAUAAAUCCCUUAUGUAUUCAGUUUUUCAAAAGUUGGAUAACUGGUCAAUGGUUUUGCUGAAGCGUAAAAAGAAGAAAUUAAUAUGGGAUAGACAAAGCUUGAAAGGUUUGAGAGAAGAACGAUGUUUUCGUGUCUACUAAGUGGGGUUGAUUUAAACUGUCGAAGCGCAAAACUAGUUUAGAAUUCUCAAAGAAUUCUACUUAUCUAUGGUAACUAUAUAUUGCUUGUAUCUACUAAUUACCUCACUGCCUUUCUUCAUCUCCAUUUCAAGUUAUGAUCGAAGCAUCACAAACAAUACUGCAAUAAUGAGAUCGGUAAUACGCCUGCCGUAAACGAGUUUGGUGUGACAUAUCCGUGAGCUACUGCUUGUCGCAUUUACUCACUUUUAUUCAAUUAACUUUUGGUCGAGCAAGGAUUACAUGACCUUAAUUAUGUGUGUACGUCAUUAUCCAAUCAUAUGGAUCCCUAAAUUAAGUUUAGUUUAGGAUUUGGGCAUGAGUCGCUAAUGUCAAUAAACAAACAAACAAAAGGAGAUCUCAUCGUUUGUGUACAAAGGCGUGAUAUGAUUCAUUUGAAUUUAUGAGAGUUAAUUCUUAUCAACAUGCUCAUUACAAAAGACGAUCAAUUCCAAAAAAAAAUUUCCGCGUUCAUCAUCUUAAUGUUUCUACCAUUCAACACUAGACACCUCAUUGCUCUGUAAUUUGAAAAUGCUAAGGUUGAGGGACAUAUUGGGGGAAAGCUUAUUCAGUUUAGCCAAAAGGGGUGAAUACGCAUCAUUUAGCAGUUGCAUUGGCAAAAGUGCUAAUAGUCAGGUGGCUGGAUCAAAAAUAAAGAGGGGAAGAAUAUGGUUUCAUUACAUGUCCAGCUUUAAUUAGACAACUUCUCGAAAACACCUUGUCCAUUUGAUUUCAGAAGCAUGACCAUGAAAUGACUUGAUCAUUCAUGCGCUGCUAUAUAUUUUGGGAGUUUUCUCUAGUUUUUCCAUCAAUAUUUCUUGGCCCUGCUCUAAUAUAUUUUUUUGCCUAAUCUCGCCCUACUUUUUGGUGUUUACUAUCGUCUUCUAUCCUUACUCAAAUUAAAUAAUUCACAACAUGACUCCGAUCUCCAAAGUCUCUUAUAAUCGUCCUACCAUACAAUCCAAGCGUGAGCAUGCUCAAACGACAAGCUUUUCUGUUUCAACUGAACAUACGAAGCUUGAAUCUUUCGAAAUGGAUAAGUAUUCAAAGCUCGAAGGCCUUCGCGUACAGCUGUAUAACCUAUUAACAAAAGCCCCCUUUUCUAAUCUUCGCAAACGAGAUACUAUUUUGCAUAAGUUGUUUCGACUAUUAUAUUGUCCUGACAAUUAUAUCGCUCGUCGCGAACAACAGCAUACCCAUCGAGCAAUUACUACAAAGAAUUUGUUGCAUAUCCCCACUGGGGUUAUUGACAUAGUACACAAAGAUGAAAAUCCACAAAGACAAAGUUCGCUUGACAUGUUUGACACUGACGCUAUGCAAUCUCCUGUAUCCAUGACAGUAAUCAACGACGACAACAAAUCGUCAUAUUCGCAAUCUUCCACUUGCACCAAAUACAGCUUUCCUGAUACUGCUUCUUCAAUAUCAUGUACGGCUCAUAAAGAUGCUGGCUCGUACAAACAAGACACUAUGAAGGAUAAGCAUGAAGAUAAUAUCAAUAUUGAUUGGUUUUCCAUGGAUAGUGAGGAUGAAGAUUUACUCAGCUACUCAAGUUCUGAUAUUGAAAAGAACUUUUCCAUUCUGAAAGAGCUUUUGAAAAACCCAGAACAAAGAUCCAAUGCUCAGGUCGUGCAAGGAGAAGACAUUGAGCAUUUGGAGAACAUGUGGAAAUCACUAAAUAGUGGCUCUUUCGAUGAUCCUUCUAUUUUGCUUCUCCGCUUAGAAUUUUUACUAGCAGACCUGCAAACUGCCAUUCGUAUAUAUCCAGAGAUGACCUGUGGAAAAUACCAAAAUGAUGCCUUCUUUGACAAAGUGAAAGUCGAACUUCAAGGUUUUGGUAUUUGCGUAUAAUAUUACCUUUUUUCUUAUGAUAAUUUAAAACUACUAAUUCUGUAUCUAUCUGUUUGACUUCUUUCUUUUUUUGCUGUCUUUUUUGCUACUAGAGCCUAGCUCUCUCCUAUCAUGGACUAAUUUCUCUCAUCUUACAUUGAAUCUGUUUUUAAUUUCAAAAUAAUGACUUAAUAACAAGUAAUCUAAAUUCUCAAAUUCAAAUUCGAUUUCGAUUUUUGUAUCUUUUUUUGACUUUAACUUGUGAGUAGAUG